AUAAUUUUUAAAGAUCAUCGGCACGGUAUAGGCAGCGAGGCAAGUGAGAGAGAGAGGAGCGGGGGAAAUGGAGGGUUCAAUUUCCUCGUCCAGCACAGUUGCAGUUGCUUCUCCUUCUGCCCUUGAUCGCAAUCUCAAAUCUUUGUUAUCUUCAGAUGAAAGAGACUUCCUCAUAACUCCAACUGGAACCCAGGUUAAAGUAGAAGAGCUACAUGGAAUGACAGUGGGGCUAUAUUUUGCUGCAAAUUGGUACUUUCAGUGCCAAAAUUUCACACCUGUCUUGGCUUCUGUUUAUGAGCAAUUGAAGCAACGUGAUGCCAAUUUUGAGAUUGUUUUUAUAUCCUGUGAUGAGGAUCAGAGCUCAUUCGAUAAGUACCACGCUACCAUGCCUUGGCUUGCAAUCCCCUUCUCAGAUCUCAAGACCAAGAAGAGUCUCAAUGACAUGUUUCAAGUGGAGGGCAUCCCCUGUCUUAUCAUUCUUGAUCAACAUGCCCACACCGUUCAGACUGAAGCCGUGGAGCUCAUCUAUCGAUAUGGUGUUUGGGCCUUCCCCUUUACUAAAGAGAGAGUAGUUGAAUUGGAGUCGGAGGAGAAGGCCAAGCAUGAGUCCCAAACCCUCGAAAAUCUCAUCUCCAUUGAUGGUAGGGACUUUGUGAUCGGACAUGAUAACGAACAGGUACCCAUCUCUUCUUUGGUUGGGAAGACUGUGGGUUUAUACUUCUCAGCUCAGUGGUGCCCCCCUUGCGUCAAGUUCACCCCUAGGUUGGUUUCCAUCUAUGACACACACAAACAAAACAAUGAAGACUUUGAGAUAGUCUUUGUCUCAUGUGACAGAGACGAAGCUGGCUUCCUCGAGUGCUUCAAGCCAAUGCCAUGGCUUGCCCUGCCAUUUGGGGACGAGAGGAUCAAGGGGCUCUCGAGGUACUUCAACAUUCAAGGCAUUCCAGCCCUUGUUAUAAUUGGGCCAAACGGGAAGACAGUGACACGUGAAGGGAGAAACCUCAUCAACUUACACAUGGAGAAAGCAUACCCAUUUACUCAAGACCAUAUUCUCUUUCUCCAAAAGGAGAUGGAUGAGGAGGCGAAAAGUUUUCCAAGGUCUUCACACCACAGUGGCCACCACCACAUGCUCAACCUUGUUUCGGCGGCCUCAGGGGGUGGGCCCUUUAUAUGUUGUGAGUGCGAUGAGCAGGGCUCUGGAUGGGCCUACCAAUGCAUCGAUUGUGGCUAUGAAGUUCACCCAAAGUGUAUUAGAGAAGCAGGUAAAGAGAGCAGCAGCCCUAAGAAUAAAGACAGAGUGCGUGAUGAUCCCUUCUGCACUUGCAGUAGUGGGGGUGCUUAAGAGUGAGUUUUAGUUGCCGGUGUUUGGGUCUUUUUCUUCAUAUUGGGGAAGGACCUAUCGUAUUCACAAUCAAAAUCACAAUCACAGUUAAAAUUGCUUGUAUAGGAUAGUAGAUGCAUAUGAUAGUGUGAUCUUUUGUGACUAAAGGAAGUGUAUGGGGACUGCUCCAUUGCUAAACUUAGUUGGCAUGGAUGGACAGAUAGCUAACCUAGGUCUUAAAUUGCCUUAUGUAUGCUGUACAUCUAAUUUUAUGGUUCAAACGAUCCUUUGGAAGGACAAUUGUUCCUUUGAGGACGUUUCUCGUUCUUAUUCUAUGCCUUCGGAAACCAUGCCCACAUUUUAACUUUUGGCCUCUGCCUUCGAUUGUAAUUUUAUGUUUCUGGCCUCUUCUCAUGGGGCUCUUAUAUUGAUGAUGAGUGGCAUCUGUAUUAUUUGUUCUC
Amborella trichopoda is the source of this 1782-nucleotide messenger RNA. RefSeq names its product putative nucleoredoxin 2. Gene Ontology annotation, molecular function: thioredoxin-disulfide reductase (NADPH) activity. Lineage: Eukaryota; Viridiplantae; Streptophyta; Magnoliopsida; Amborellales; Amborellaceae. The record is from RefSeq and is a predicted model, not a curated record.